Toxotes jaculatrix (banded archerfish) is the source of this 3059-nucleotide messenger RNA. RefSeq names its product selenoprotein S (gene selenos). Gene Ontology annotation, cellular component: Derlin-1-VIMP complex; endoplasmic reticulum membrane; Derlin-1 retrotranslocation complex. Lineage: Eukaryota; Metazoa; Chordata; Actinopteri; Toxotidae. Bases 150 to 731 code for a protein of 193 amino acids. The transcript is spliced from 6 exons. Gene Ontology annotation, biological process: endoplasmic reticulum unfolded protein response; retrograde protein transport, ER to cytosol. The record is from RefSeq and is a predicted model, not a curated record.
GGUGCUGACGCUGAGACAGUAUAAAAUUAACACGUCAUUUUCUUGUGCUCUGCGUUUGUCUCUGUCAAACAUGGUCGACAUAGGAAGGAGUCUUCGCCACGAACACUAACCUACGAGUCCUGAACACACAGCGUUCAUAUUUGUUUGAAAUGGAUAGUGUGGACAUCAGAGACGUGAGUGAUGGCCGCGCUCCGGCGGAGAAAGCUCCCCCCAAAAACCAGGAUCUGGGUGCCCUGAGCCUGAUAGCAGGAGAGCUCCUGUCCCAGUAUGGAUGGUACCUACUGGCUGUGACUGUGCUGGUCUACCUGCUCAUCCAGCACCUGAGCAAGAGAAGAUCCAGCCAGAGCUCCCAGAGCUCACCCCCACAGACAGAGCAAGAUGCUGCGUUAGUGGCAAGAAGACAGGAGGCCAUGGAAGCAGCUCGGAGGAAGAUGCAAGAGGAGCUCGAUGCCAAAGCAGCCGUUUUCAGAGAGAAACAGAAACAGCAAGAAGAAGAGAAGAGGAGGCAGAAAAUAGAGAUGUGGGAGAGUAUGCAACAAGGAAAGAGUUACAAAGGAACUGCAAAGCUUUCUCAGCCCCCUGAGGAGGCCAGCUCAUCAACAACAACAGUGCUGAAACCAAAGACGGACAAGAAGACACUUCGCGGCUCUGAUUACAGUCCCCUGUCUGGACAAGGAGGAGGCUCCUGCUCCUGGAGACCUGGCAGGAGAGGGCCGUCAUCUGGUGGAUGAGGUUAAAGAAGGUCAGAGACAUUGGUCUGUAUGCCCUUUGACCUCUGACAUCCUAAAUCACACACUGACUGACUGAACCAAGCUCACAAUGUCACCAAGGCCACACUUUGUUUUUUUUACUUGCUCCAUACUUCUGAUUCUCUGCUGUUAUUUACUCUAUGUUCUCUCUGUGCUGUUGUUGUUACACAUCAAAGAUACUAGCAGAAUACUGAAUCAUACAUUUAAGAGGCCAGUGGCUAGUGGAGUUAAAAGCUUGUAAUGAAGCCAUUCCUUUAAAUGGUACAUAACCACUGGGUUUGGCUGAUGAAUUUCACAGUCUGUGUUUUUUUUUUUUCUUAUAUAUUCUAACAUGUUUAUCAGUGUGGAACCACCACAGCUUUAGAGCUUAUAUUACCACAGCAACUGUAGCUGACGGCCGAUGGUUAGUUACAAGAAAUGGUACAUUCUGAUGACCCAAACAUUUUGAUCUAUCUAAAUGUGAAGGAGGGUACGUCUGUAGUGUUACACACAUUUUUAUGCAAUAAAAAUAUGGUCACCAGGAGUUUGAAUUUGUCCUGCUGGGAAACUGCAAACAGCUGAAGGUGGGGUGAAGGUGUAAUAUGCUGGGUGGGGUUUUUUUUAUAAACACUUUGUAAGCUUUAUUUAAACUUUAUUCAUCCAGGAAGUCUGAUUGAGGACAAGAACAAAUAACUUUAAACACGCACACAACAUCAAAACAUGCCGAGUCAGUUACAAAACUCAUCAAGGAUGAAUUACCAACUGUGCAAAGUGGGGAACUGCACUGGGGCUUCAGAUGCCCUGGAGCCCAAAAGCUUAUAGGAUAACUUUAAAUAGCUGAAACCUGCAGUACUAAUGCACAAUGUGGACUGAAAUGAUAAGGACCCUAAGGCAGGCCCUGCUUUAUUACCUGUCGUAUCGUAUGAAUCGUAUGAAAAUCUAAUUUUAAGAUCCUCAUUAUUUCACGGCAGGACUGAAACCAGGUUUUUCAGUGUACUGGUUGUUCUUUGUGGCUCAAGGCAAAAAAGUCCCAGUUUCAGUGAGUCAGUUUGUUUGUGAUAGUUUAAUUAACUGCAGAUUUGUGUCUGAAUGUGAUACACCACAGCACAAUGUGAACCGAAAUGAUAAAGACUUUAAGGCAGGUUGUGCAUUUUAAUCUGUGGCCCCAGGUUUUCCAGCACAGGGAUACUGGUUGUUCUCCUAAAUAAGAUAAAGAUGUUGUGUGUAUUCUACUGAGUGCACUAUACUUGAUGCACAAAGAGUGGGAGGAAUUGGGGUCAGAAUACACACACAGACAGACAUAGCAAUUAAAAUCGUUAGAAAUAUGAAUACUGACAGGCCCUCAGAUGAUGUGUCUCUAACUUCAGUUUAUGUUACAGUUCAUUCCAGUGUUGAGGUACAUGUCUGUCCUAGUUCAGAGCUGGUGUGAAGAACUUUUAAAGCCAACACAUCCUGUAGUCUGGUUAUGUUGAACUCAACUAAGGAUAUUUAAUAUCUUAGCAACUUAGAUGACAGACCUUAUAAAUGAACACUCAGAUGUCAGUGGUAACCUCUGAUCUUUUUACAUAACUCACUGUACCUAGUGCUGUGGGUGAGUAAUGACUGGAAUACAGUGGUAAAUAAUGUUCAGUGAUUUAAGAGUGGUGGUAGCAGUGUGAGCAGACAGAGUAUCUUCAUGAUUCCAGUGGAGAUAAUACAGUAAAGUGUGCUGUGAUUUCUUUCUUAUUAAAUGCUCUGAUAUAAGAAAACGAUACAAACUUUAUUUAAAUUCAGUUUUUAAGACCUCCUCUCUUUCAUCGGGUAAAUGCAAACAAAUCCCAUGAAAAGUUCAAAACCACUGUUAUUGUGUCUCUCAGCACUGUCUGACUUCCCACCUUUGUCUGUGGCUGUCGGCCUCCCAGCCUUUUGGCUCCUUAUGAAGACAUUAACCUUUAAAAACAGCUCACGAAUACAUUAAUUCUUUUUAUAGCUCGGUAAUUUCCUAAAAGCGCUGGGCACUGUAGUUGUCAGCAAAUGUUAGUGUAAACAGGAGGAAAUAGUGCAUUUGUAGGGGACUAUUUUCAGCAGCUACUCACAUUUGGUGGUGUAGUGAGUAUUUCAGGCAGCAGCACAGUGUGUGUGGGACUGAGUCACAGUAAACAAACAUCUUACACAGUGUAACAGACUGUCUCAUUGAUGUGAUUUAAUUGUUACUGGACAACAAUGGAAUUCACAGAGGAAUAAAAUCUAUCAGGCUUUGGACACACACACACACACACACACACACACACACACACACACACACACACACACACACACACACACACACACACACACACACACACACACACA